GACAGGGUCCACCUGGCAGAAGGGGGUCUGUGUUCCCGUAGGCAGGGACGCCGGAGCACCCGGAAGGAGGCAGGCAGCUCCCGACGGAUCGAUGCCAGCCAAAUGAUGACCAGUUGUGGCCAGCAGUCCUUGAACGUGCUCACCGUCCUCUCGUUGCUGAUUUCUGCAGUCUUGUCGGCGCAUUUCCGGGUCUGUGAGCCGUAUACGGACCACAAAGGCCGCUAUCACUUUGGCUUCCACUGCCCCCGGCUCUCGGACAACAAAACCUUCAUUCUCUGCUGUCACCAUAACAACACGGUUUUCAAAUACUGCUGCAACGAGACAGAGUUUCAGGCGGUGAUGCAGGCGAACCUCACGGCCGGCUCCGAGGGCUACAUGCACAACAAUUACACCGCCUUGCUGGGAGUGUGGAUCUAUGGCUUUUUCGUGUUGAUGCUGCUGGUCCUGGAUCUUUUGUAUUACUCUGCAAUGAACUACGACAUUUGCAAGGUUUACCUGGCGCGGUGGGGCAUCCACGGACGAUGGAUGAAACAGGACCCCCGGCGGUGGGGCAACCCUGCCCGGCCGCCCCGGCCAGGGCAGCCUGCCCCGCAGCCCCAGCCUCCCCCAGGCCUGCUGCCGCAAGCCCCCCAGGCCGUGCACACGCCGCAGGGAGAUGCCCACAGCCCUGCCCCGAUGACCUUCCAGAGUUCGUCUGCCUGAAAACCCUUUUGCCGUGCCUCAGGAUGGGGGAGGCGAGACCCGAAGCACCCGGCACAGCCUCCAAGAAGAACAACUUCAACAGAGACCCCAAGGAGAGCCAAGGUGGCCGCGGCGGUGGCAGAGGAGGAAAUGCCACCUGUGCCCACAACCCCCUUCCACGGACUUCUAAGAUUAGGAGCAAACUCAGGGGUGGGGGCCAGGGGUUGUAAGGGAGGGGGUCUUGAGCCACCCGUCCGCAAGCAAUAGUCCCAUUCUGGGCUGGUGGCUUCUGAGAGGUGACGCCAUUGUGGACUCAGGAUGACAAGCACCAAGCUGUUCCGGCUAAUUCAAGCCACAGGGAUUAGGCCUGUGCAUCGUACCUGUGGGCCCCUUGCCUCCGCUCCCUCCAGUUGUGGCCUGUGGGCCUAUCCGUGUCAGAAUACUGAAUGUGAGUGUGUGUGUGUGUACGUGCACACGUGUGCGUGCAUGUGCGUGGGAUUUGGCGUGUUCUUUUUGUUGUUUGUUUGGUUGGUUGGUUUCUAUUGGAGUCCCCCCGAGUCCUCUAAUGGGCACAGGUCACCAGUGGUGGGGGCCCUGGUCAGCAUCCCCAUUCAAACUUCUUGCUGUAGCUGGCAGCCGUGAACCCACUGGAGUCACUGAGCGUGAAGCAUGGCCCCGCUAUGUCUCAGAGGGCACUGGGGACUUGAAAAUGCUGGUGAGGGUUUGUUCUUAUGGAAUUUGCUCCUAUAAUAAUGUAAUAAUAGGAGAUGAUGCAUCUUGGGCCAUCCACGGAACAGGCACUGGGCUGCAUGUUUCCACAUGCUCCCCCUCUCACCGCCUGGGAGGGGGGGUGUGGUGAGCCCCCUGCAGAAACGGCUCUGAGCAGGGAAAGUGCCCAGGGUCACACAGCCAGGAGGAGACCAGCCCCUCUGUUUGAUCUUAGGGGUGUAGGAACCCAAAGUCCACACUCCCCAGCCCAGGGGACCCCCAGCACAAUCCUGGGACAUCUCCCCACUGGCUUCUCAGUGGACUGACUGUUGCCCCAAGUUCUCCACCAUCACUGCCCUGACACCCUCAUCCACACAGCACAUUCUGGUUAAGCACCUGCUGUGUGUCAGACCCCAGGUUGGGCAGUGAUGGGGGCUGGCCAUGAGUCAGGCAGGCCUUGUCCCUGCCCUGGAGGGGGACCACCAUCUGGUGGGAUAGACAGACACACAGAUCUGUGCUGAACACAGUGAUGAGGGCUGUGGAAGCCCCAAGGGAAGUUUCUAGAAACCAUUCCACUUUAGACUUCCACGUAAACCUGGAUGCCUAUAACAUCUGUCCCCAGAGCUCUCCACCACCGCCCACCCUGCUGGCCCAGGGCACACACAUGGAAGGGCAUUGCCCGGGAAAUGUUCACAUAAAUCCCCAAGGACCACACUGCCAGUGUAGGCACACUCCUUCCCUUCGUGUUAGUGAUAACCUGAUCUCCCGCAGCUCUUGGCGUGAUAGACCCGGCUCAGCAAGCGUGUGUCCCUCUGACGGCGUGUCCUCACUUAGCCAGACCCGGUUCUCUGCGCACACGCUGUCUGCCCUCCACACACAGCAGAGAACCGGGAGGCCCCUGCACGUGGUGCUGGUCGGCUAGCUGGGGAGAGAGGACAGGGGAGAAGCGAAUUGUGAACGAGGACGGUAGCAACAGCAGUGAGCGCUGGGCCGAGAACUCAGUCAGAACAGUCUGUUAGGGUCUUGUCUAGGUUGGGCCAUCUGGGAUUCCCUUUCUGAGUGGGUGACACUUAAGCCCAGGUCUGAAUGCUAAGCGAGAGCCAGCCCUGGGCAUUAAAGAUAGGGGAGAACAGCCCAGUACAAAAGCCCUCAGGCAGCAGCACGCUUGACGGUCUCAAAGAACCAAAGAAACCCAGGACAGCUGGGACGCAGAGGGAGGGCACAAGGGGUGGAGGGCGCGGGAGUCCAGGCUCUGCAAGGCCGCACAGACACAACACCCCAUCUUUGAUAAAGCAUUUUCCGGGCUACCAGGCUCUCCAUCCCCUCAACAGCUCCAUAAGGAAAGGACUCUCCCCAUUUUGUGGACUAGGAACCUGAGACCCAGAUGGGACCAGUGACCUGCCCAAGCUCCCCAGGCAGGCUGUGGCCGACCAGAUCCACAGUUUCCAUGCAUCUCCCCAGGAAGGGGUGCCCAAGUCUAUGGCUUGGUGGAGGCAAAGUGGGAAAGCUUUACUUGGGGUCUUGAGUAGGGGCGGGCAUGUCUUCCUUUCCCCGGACGCUGUGGGGAGCCUUGGAGAGGGGCUCAGCAGCCACCCUGCCCAGGGGGAUCCACCCUCCCCUGCAUCCAAUGUGUGGGGCCUCGGGAAUCAGGGGGACCUGAGGGUUGGGAGAAGGGGAGGGGGGCACAAGACCCGGAUUCUGACAUCAGCUCUGCAUUAAGAGCAGUGUGACCUUGGGCCAGUCCUGUGCCUUUUCUGCCCUCAGUUUCCCCCUCGGUAAGAGGAAGGAAUCAGACCAGGUAUUAGGAUGCUGGCAUCUCUGGCUUCCUGUGGUCCUGGGUGGCGCUCACACAGCUGCUCACACAGAGCUGCUCCCUCUGGCAGGUAGGAGCUGGCCACCUUGCCUCCCGGCCUGGAAGCCUGAGCCAGAGGCUGCCCUCGCCUAGACCAUCCAGGGCUAGGACCCACCUGAUUGCAGCCCCGAGAGUGACAACUUACAGGACUCCGUUUCUGGCCCCUGCCAGCACUCUUUUUGGGCGUGACUGGUAACCCUGUGGGGCUUGGGAUGGAACAUUCCGUUGGAAUGGAGGCCUCCCACGUGUAGCUCAGCGGACGUCACAGACGUAGCCGGCCAGUGCGGGCACCGCCCCUUCCUCGCUCCUCUCCAAGCCUGUGUGCCACCUGGCAGGUGAGGGGGGGCAUGGGAGGGAGGGAACAACAGUCACUGCCUCACAGUAGCUGAGGAGUGAGACGGGGUGCCGGGUGGGAGCGCCCCGAGUGGAGAGCACAGCUGCAGGGAAGGCACGUGUGCACAGGGCCAUCCCUCCCAGUGUCCAGGGCGCCCCAAAACUCCACAGAAGCCCGGCUCGUCCCAGUGAAGACCUGCCCCCCCCACUGUGGCAGGCCACCGUGCCAAUCGGUAGCGUGUCCCCGAGAAUAAGACACAGGGUAGUGACAAGUCCAAGGCAAGAUUUCCAGUUAGUGUUUUUUAGUGACUCCCAAACCCGGUUUUUCAAGCUGCCUAUGUUUACUUUCUACUGUGAGCUUCUGGCUAUCACCACGUAAUUUGUAACAAUAGUAAUAAUCAUAGUACAAAGAGAAAAAUAAAAAGCAGAGAAAGAGGAAGACAACAUAC
This is a messenger RNA of Ailuropoda melanoleuca (giant panda), 4023 nucleotides long. RefSeq names its product shisa like 1 (gene SHISAL1). Bases 103 to 702 code for a protein of 199 amino acids. The record is from RefSeq and is a predicted model, not a curated record. The transcript is spliced from 5 exons. NCBI's taxonomy places the organism in Eukaryota, Metazoa, Chordata, Mammalia, Carnivora, Ursidae.